Molecule: messenger RNA, 660 nt
Organism: Didymosphaeria variabile
Lineage: Eukaryota; Fungi; Ascomycota; Dothideomycetes; Pleosporales; Didymosphaeriaceae
Exons: 2
Coding region: 1-660 (219 amino acids)
Source: RefSeq, a predicted model, not a curated record
AUGGCUCCCCCACACAAAGCUCUCGACGCAGUUGAUAAGGCCAAGGCCGUCUUCAAGAACAUCUUCAGCAGCGGCAGCAAGAAGAAGAAGGAGCAGGCAACACCCACCACCGCUGCUCCUGCCGAGGCGUCUUCCUCUACCGCGAAGCCCACCGAGACGACUACGGCCGCUGAGCCUGCUCCCGCCACCGCGCCCGAGACUACGCCCGCUGCAUCGAAGAGCGACGCCCCAGCUGUCGUAGCUCCAGCACCCGCCGCUGCACCUGUGCCCGCCGCUGCGCCUGUGCCUGCUGCCGAGCCUGCACCUGCUGCCGCCGAGAGCGACGACAAGAAGGCAGAGCAGGCUGCUCUCACCGAGGUGAAGAAGGCGACUCAAACUCCCGAGCCUGCCGGUGCUACUGCCCCUGCACCACCAACCGCCGCCGCCGCCCAAGAGCCCGCCGCUCCCAGCGCUACCGAGCCUAAGGCAACCGAUGCGAAGGCGACUGAUGCCCCCGCCCCAGCUGCUCAAGAACCCCUGCCGGAAGUCCCAGCUACCAAGCCUGCCCCUGGCAUGAGCGCUACUAGCGGUCCCAUGAGCGAUGAGCCAGACUUCGGCGCUCCGGAGCCUGCCGCCUCUCUGGAGCCUGCCGCCGCUGCUCCUACUGACAAGAAGGAGUGA